UGAAGUCAGAUACCUUCAAUAGAACAACAGGAUACAUUAGCGCGAUUAUGUGGGCGACUUCAUAGGUUAAUCUUGUGACGUCAUAGGGAUGGUUUACCUAUAAAAGUCGCGCUAAAAAUUUCUGAGUGUGUGGAAAUAUUUUGAUUUGUAAGUACAAAAUUUUGAUCAACAUUUUUAGUCAUCUGAACAGGUGUUUAUUGUUUAAUAUCAAUAGUAGCAAGUUUAGAAACCCAAAAUGGAAGGCUUAAGUUACGUGCUCUUUUGCGUCACAAUCAUCUCCUUGGCAACCAUAAACGGUGCAGUAGCAACACCACGAGGUAGGGGAGGGAACAGCUAUGAGAGAGAUGACAGAGGGAGUCGAACUAGUGGUUACCCCGGCAACAUCCUGAGUUACCUCCAGUCCCUAGACCAGAGGCUGAGACGUGUGGAGAGGGAAGGCUGUCUCUCGGGGUAUCUUUACCAGACUGUCUGCAGCGACAACAACGGUACCUCCGUGGCCUUGACCGACUGCACAGAGUCCCAGCUGCUGAACAACAAUGUCACGGUCAUCAACCUUCCCGUCCUGUUCACCUCCCCCUUCCUCGCCCCGCCCGCGGUGGUUGCAGGGUUGACCGGGUUGUCGUUCUUUGCCGGAAGUGACUGGCAGGUCCAGUCCACCAACGUCACCACUUCCGGUUUCAACGUUCGAGUGACGCUGAAGGGAAUCCUGCCCUUUGAGCUGAAGAUCUUCUGGAUGGCCUGCACUAAAGCACGGGCUCUCUUUGGAUAAACGUACCAUGACAGUGAGAGGAGGGAUGAAUCGGCGAUUCACAGACAAAAAAAAAUAUAAUUUUAUACAAGUGUGAUUGUUGAUAAUGGAAGAGUGUUCAUAGAUGAUAAGCUGUCAAUAGGGAAUCUUUACAUAUGCUCGCAGUCCUAUUCCGUCAAGUCUAUCGUUUCCUAUCAGUUCUAUCUCAUCACAUCAACACUGCCCAUUUUAUCGAUUCUAUCCUAUUGUAUCUGCUCUGCCACGUUCUGUAAAUUAUAUCCCAUUUUAUAAAUCAUAUACUAAUUUAUCCAUUUUAUGCAUUGUCCCAUCACGCGGAUGAUGUUUGAUUGUAAUCUAAGCAUGCGCAUAUAAUGUCAAGCUCUCGCUUACUUUAACAAAUACUAAAACUGAUGUAAAUUUUGUUUACCGUCUAUAACAUCAAACCCACAUCGUGUAACAAUUAUCAAACAUCAAGAUGUAUUACCAGUCAAAAGUU
Messenger RNA from Physella acuta, 1244 nucleotides. RefSeq lists its product as uncharacterized. The record is from RefSeq and is a predicted model, not a curated record. NCBI's taxonomy places the organism in Eukaryota, Metazoa, Mollusca, Gastropoda, Physidae. Gene Ontology annotation, molecular function: carbohydrate binding. Gene Ontology annotation, biological process: cell adhesion.